AUGCAAUUCACUCUCCUCACCACUGUCAUCGUUGCCUGCAUGACCGUCUUCGUGUCUGCAUCACCAGUCCCUGCACCAGUAGCUGUUGAGGCUCGCAGAAUCGUUCUUCCUCGCGAAGCUGAGGUCGAAGUCGCUCGUGAACCCGAAGCCGAGCCUGAGCCAUUCUGCUCCAAAUACUCUUGCCUCUAA
Psilocybe cubensis is the source of this 189-nucleotide messenger RNA. RefSeq lists its product as uncharacterized. NCBI's taxonomy places the organism in Eukaryota, Fungi, Basidiomycota, Agaricomycetes, Agaricales, Agrocybaceae. The transcript is spliced from 3 exons. The record is from RefSeq and is a predicted model, not a curated record. Bases 1 to 189 code for a protein of 62 amino acids.